AAGAGGAAAGAAGGCACGUGCUUCCUUGGAGCUUAGAACCGAAUGGGACAGUUGGCAUACAAAUAAACCCGGAGGCUGCAGGAGGCUCUCCUCGAGUCCCGGGCAAGUGAUAAGAUAAGGCUGGAUGGCCAACAAGGUCCCUUCCAGCUUUAACUCUGGGACCCUAUGUUAUAAUAUAGGAUGUGAGAGAGCUGGUGACCAUGGGGAAAAAAAGCACUUCUGACAUCACAAAGAUCACUUUCCUCUUGAGGGCUUCUCAUUAUCAUUUCUCUAGCUCCUGCCUUUGAUCCAGUAUUUCUUUUAGAAAUAUCAGAAUCUGGAUCCUCUUUAGGUACUUAAAAAAAAAAAAGAAAAGGAAAAAGGGUCCUCGCUUCAUUUUUCAUCAGACUAAUAAGACAUCAACAUGCAAUGUUAUAUUUAACCCUACUCCUGUGGAAAGGCAAUGGUGGUCUCUGGUAGUCUCCCAUUUCCCAUGGCCUGCACAGUCCAUCUGCUCAUAGUAUCAGCGAAGAGAUAAGUCUAGGUUGCUCCUUCGGGCCUCUGCUCUUUCCUUUCUUGGUUGCCAUGAGGAUGAAUUUCUAUCUUUCCAUGGAACCCUGUCCAUCCGGAUGACUGUCCCAGCUCUUGUUUAAUUAUAGGAUGAGUGGGAAGGGACCCUCAAAGCCAGUGAUUCCAGAACUCUAAUCUGUCUCUAAGGGUUGGAGUCUUCCUUCUUCCCCUAUGACUGUCUCAGAGGCUGGUCUCUGCUGGGAAGACCCCCUUGUCUCCUUUAAACAGCUCAGUUGUGUGAUUAUCCUCUGCAAGGCUUGAGUGUAAGUCUCGUUGAAACUAUUAUUAUUGUUGCCAUUAUUAUUAUUCCGCUACCAAACAACAACAAAUAAAACCCCCAAACCGGCUUCAGAGUUUUUAAUGGACUAUGCAAGAUAAAAGGCAUUUCACACCCUGUAUUCUUGAGUCUAGAUGUUCUUCUGGGAGAGGGGGGUGGAAGAGGGGAGGCAGGAGGUCCGGACCCUUGUUGAGCACCACCACAGAAGAUGCUUGGUUCUCAAGUGGUGAGUUUCACUCUUUUUAGACUGCCGCAGAGAUGUGUUCUCAAUACUGCAUCUCCAUAGCUGAUGUGAAAAAAGCUUGUUCAGAAAUCAAAGACCUCAUCCACGUCACCCCCAUCCUCACAAGUUCCAUUUUGGACCAGUUGGCCGGCCGGAAGCUCUUCUUCAAAUGUGAACUCUUCCAGAAGACUGGGUCCUUUAAGAUUCGGGGGGCCUUCAAUGCCAUUCGGAGCUUGACCUCCAACACUUCUGGAGACAGGAAGAAACCCAAAGCUGUGGUCACUCACAGCAGUGGGAAUCAUGGCCAGGCGCUCAGUUACGCGGCCAGACUAGAAGGAAUUCCUGCCUAUAUUGUGGUCCCAAGAACAGCCCCUUCCUGUAAGAAAUCUGCAAUACGGGGCUACGGAGCCACCCUAGUAGACUGUGAGCCCAGUGAUGAGUCGAGAAAAAUGGUGGCAGCCAGAAUUGUGAAGCAAACCGAAGGGAUAAUGGUACAUCCCAACCAGUGCCCAGCUGUGAUGGCGGGCCAAGGCACCAUCGCUCUGGAAGUGCUCGAGCAGGUUCCCAAGGUGGAUGCCCUAGUGGUACCUGUAGGGGGUGGAGGGAUGAUCUCAGGAAUAGCAAUUACAGUCAAGGCUCUGAGACCAGAGGUGAAAGUAUACGCCGCGGAGCCCUGUAAUGCUGAUGACUGCUUCCAGUCCAAGCUCAAAGGAGAGCUCACCCCUAACCCUUCUCCACCAGACACCAUAGCAGAUGGGGUUAAAUCGAGCAUUGGCCCCUAUACUUGGCCUAUUAUAAAGGACCUGGUGGAUGAAGUCUUCACUGUCACAGAGGAUGAAAUUAAGCAUGCCACGCAGCUGGUAUGGGAGAGGAUGAAGCUUCUCAUCGAGCCCACGGCUGCAGUGGGAGUAGCUGCUGUGCUGGGUGAACGGUUCCAGAAGAUGCCCGCUGUGCAAAAUGUCUGCGUGGUUCUCAGUGGGGGGAACGUGGACUUGACAUCCCUGGGAUGGCUGAAGGGAGCAGAGGAGACCCAGCUCCCUCCAGACUGAGAGGGACCGAGUCCUGAAGCCCAAACUCACUCACCAAGCGGCUCCUUGAUGUGUCCUCGGCGACCCCAUUUGGUUCUCAAUUCCACUGGUUUAAACCAUAACACAUCCUCUAAGAUUAAAAACAUCCAUGAAGAA
This is a messenger RNA of Antechinus flavipes (yellow-footed antechinus), 2233 nucleotides long. RefSeq names its product serine racemase (gene SRR). Gene Ontology annotation, biological process: L-serine metabolic process; pyruvate biosynthetic process; D-serine biosynthetic process. Lineage: Eukaryota; Metazoa; Chordata; Mammalia; Dasyuromorphia; Dasyuridae. The coding region runs from base 1085 to 2098 and encodes 337 amino acids. The record is from RefSeq and is a predicted model, not a curated record. Gene Ontology annotation, molecular function: ATP binding; magnesium ion binding; threonine racemase activity. The transcript has 9 exons.